AUGUUUGAAUGCAGAAUAGAUGGUCAGUUUUUUAAAAAACUGUUUGAAACCCUGAAAGAUAUUUGCACAGAAGUAAACUUAGAAUGUUAUGAAAAUGGAAUUAAGAUGCAAUCAAUGGACUGUAGCCAUGUAUCUUUGGUGGAUUUAAAUAUUUUGUCCGAUUUUUUUCAACAUUACAGAUGUGAUAAAAAUUGUGUCCUCGGUAUAAGCAUCAACUUUAUGCUAAAAAUAUUAUCAGUAAUUAAAGAAAAAUCCACAGUUUUUCUUUUUAAAGAAGAUAAUGAAAAUGAAGCUGUUUUAAAUAUCGGAAUUAUAGACGAAGAGGAACAAUCAAAUUCAGAAGACUUCCUUGAAAUUCAGGUAAAAUUAAUUAAUACACAAAAGGAGCAUUUAGAAAUUCCACAAUCUGAAUAUCAUUGCCAAUGUACAAUGAAGUCCAAAAAAUUCCAAGAAUUUACAAAAUAUUUGAAUUCAAUUGGUGAUAAUGUGUCCAUAUCAAUGAAAAAAGAUACCAUGAUUUUAAGCACAACAGGUGCUGAUAUAAAAGUGACAAAACAGUUUACAAAUGAUAUGCCCGACGUUUCUAUCACUUGUUCCAAAUCUGUCUCUCAAGAAUUUGCCACGAGAUAUUUAGUUAUGUUUUCACGAGCUUCCUCCUUAUCCGAUGAGGUCUACAUUUCCCUCUCCCCAAAUAUACCAGUUUCCAUUAGAUUUAACUUCAAGCAAUCACUAACGGAUUUGCAGGAAAGCUCUCACCUGACCUUUUUCUUGGCACCCAAAAUUGGCGAGUACUGA
Plasmodium gonderi is the source of this 795-nucleotide messenger RNA. RefSeq names its product proliferating cell nuclear antigen. Gene Ontology annotation, molecular function: DNA polymerase processivity factor activity; DNA binding. NCBI's taxonomy places the organism in Eukaryota, Apicomplexa, Aconoidasida, Haemosporida, Plasmodiidae. Gene Ontology annotation, cellular component: PCNA complex. The record is from RefSeq and is a predicted model, not a curated record. Gene Ontology annotation, biological process: leading strand elongation; translesion synthesis; regulation of DNA replication. The coding region runs from base 1 to 795 and encodes 264 amino acids. The transcript is spliced from 2 exons.